This is a messenger RNA of Closterium sp. NIES-65, 450 nucleotides long. NCBI's taxonomy places the organism in Eukaryota, Viridiplantae, Streptophyta, Zygnematophyceae, Desmidiales, Closteriaceae. The record is from the annotation of a GenBank genome assembly.
AUGAUGAAACGCUCUCGUAACGCGUUCACCGCCAAGGAGAAACUGCACUGGCUAGCCACGUUGGAUGCCGAAGACGGGAGCGAGGAUCAUCUGAUCCUCGCUCACCUGCGGGACAAGGCGGAAGUGGAGGUGCUGGAGGAUGUGCUGGACGAGGGGGGGGACGGGGUGAACCCCAACCCGUUCUACGAAGACCCCUCGCACGCCCCUGAGCCCGCCGCCACCAAGGAGGUCGAGGCAGAGGACGAGGAGGAAGGGCUUGCAAGGGAGGAGGAUGUGGUGGGUGCUGCUGCCGAGGAAGGGGAUGUGAUGGCUCCGGAUGAGGAGGGGGAUGAGGCAGAUGCAGAGAUGGGAGGUGCGGACGAGUGGAGUGAGGAUGGAGACGACUGGUGGGCAGCAGGCUGCUAUGAGGGAGAGGAAGUGGAGGAGUGGGUUGCAGGUGAGGAUGAGUGA